Messenger RNA from Culex quinquefasciatus (southern house mosquito), 1956 nucleotides. RefSeq names its product ADP-ribosylation factor-like protein 5B (gene Arl5). Gene Ontology annotation, molecular function: GTPase activity; GTP binding. Gene Ontology annotation, cellular component: cytoplasm; trans-Golgi network. NCBI's taxonomy places the organism in Eukaryota, Metazoa, Arthropoda, Insecta, Diptera, Culicidae. The transcript is spliced from 6 exons. The record is from RefSeq and is a predicted model, not a curated record. Gene Ontology annotation, biological process: protein localization to Golgi membrane; vesicle-mediated transport; intracellular protein transport. The coding region runs from base 675 to 1214 and encodes 179 amino acids.
GUGGCCGUCCGUGGAAGAAAAGUGAUUGUGGUGGAAGUCGAAUCUUUCUUAAACGCAGCAGCAGCAAAGGCAAUAUUUGCUGAAAAGGUUUUCCGGAAGAUUGUUUCGCAAGUGUUGCGACGUUUUUUGGUGGGUAAAAGUGUUGAUUUUUGGAGGAGAUUCAAGCGGGCGAGUGAGAAAUAGUUUGACGAAAUUUGGCAAGAGGAAAAGAAAAAUCUGGAUCCGUGAACGGGAUUUGUCCCCGACGUCAGCUGGUGCUCGAACCCGUAAUAAUGGUGGAAUCUGUAGCAUAAAGAGUGUUUUGCAACUGGCCUUGGUGCAAAGACGCAGCGCAGUUGGAAGAAGAAAUUAGAAACUUUUAUCUGCUCCUCUCCUCCGUCAGCUCCUCCUCUACCCGAUCGGUGAGAUUCGGUUCCGAAGAGGUGCGAAAUGCAAAAAUAGUGGUGCAGAAAAAAAACAACACGACUCACACAGCGACCAUCACUUUCUGCCACAAAUACAUCGUCAUGUGGCGAGUAAACAUAACAAUUUGUUAGGCAAUUGUUGAAAGAAAGGCGAAAAUCGAGCUGGUUGAAGGUUUUCAACGCAGAAAUCCGGAACGAAUCCGGGCUUAUGAAGGUCCUGGUCUGAUUGGAACCACUCUCCUGAAGGCGUCAAACAUCCCGAAACCCGAAAUGGGACUCCUUUUCGCAAAAAUCUGGAGCCUUUUUGGCAACGAAGAACACAAACUCGUGAUGGUCGGCCUAGAUAACGCCGGCAAAACCACCAUCCUGUACCAGUUUCUGAUGAAUGAAGUCGUCCACACGAGCCCGACGAUCGGAUCCAACGUAGAAGAGAUUGUGUGGAAAAACAUUCACUUUCUGGUGUGGGAUUUGGGCGGCCAGCAGAGCUUACGGGCAGCGUGGAGCACGUAUUACACAAACACAGAGUUUAUCAUAAUGGUUAUAGAUUCGACCGACAGGGAACGGUUAGCGGUCACGCGGGAAGAACUGUACAAAAUGUUGCAGCACGAAGACUUAACCAAGGCGAGCCUGUUGGUGUACGCUAAUAAGCAGGACCUGAAAGAAUCGAUGAGUGCAGCUGAAAUUUCCAAACAACUGGACCUGACCUCCAUCAAGAAGCACCAGUGGCACAUACAGUCGUGCUGUGCGUUAACCGGCGAAGGUCUCUACCAGGGCCUCGAGUGGAUAGCCCAGAGGAUCAAGAAGAAAUGACACCGACCGGACGAGUAACGUGGGUCACCUGGCCGCCAAUUCCACCACUCCUUACGAUUUAGUCACACAACACACCUCCUGCGAACGGACGAGUAAUUUUACACACACACACAGCGCGGUAAAAGCAAGGAGUUGGUAAAAUGUCGCCCGUCGGAAACGGGAGCUAGUGAGUUAGGGAAAAGAAAUUUAAAUAAAAAUGUUUAAACUAAUCAAGAUUAACUCUUUAAAAAAAAACGUGUAUACAAACUGAAGAAGCAUCGCUGUAACAAAGUAACAAAUAACUCAAGAAGAAGAAGAAAAAUAGUCCCCCUGCCGUUGGAACCUGAUGGAAUGCUGGAAAAGACACAUUUGGUGGAAACCCAAUUUUAACGUUUAAUUUUUCGGGAGUGCGUAAAAUGCUACCAUCAAUCCAGAAAAAAAAUUAACUAAGCAAGUUGUGAAAUAUGAGGGGAAGGAAAACGGGAAAAAAACUUUGAGCUUUAAGUGAGGGAGGAGCGAGCGAGCUAGCAUCAUCACACUCACACACACCUCUCCGUGAGAAAACGAGACAGACAGACAGACUCCCCUCGUUCGUUAGAGAGAAAAAGAAAAACCUAGAUAAGUGUUUUAUUUCCGAUUUACUAAUUUAAUAGAGAGAAAGAGAAAGCGAGAGAGAGAAAGAGGAAAAUUAUGUGGACAUGAAUAUGAGAAAAAUAUACUUACAUUUAUUAGUUAAUAAAAAAUCAAUGAUGAAAACUGUAAA